AUGCGUAGGCAGGCUGAUGCCUGCCUACGUAAAGAAUUAUCUACCUCGGUGGGUGCGUUAGACGAGAAGGUUUAUAACUCUAUAGAGGAGUUGAGGACUGCUACUAAUGAUAACUUUAAUGCUGUGAAGAUUUGCUUGGACGAUCGUGACCGUCAACACAAUGAAGUGACUUCUAGGCUAGAUCGUCGUCUUGAGGCUAUUGAUCUCAAAUUAACGAAUAUGGGAAGGCCUACUGUGAAGACGGUGCAGGGUGCUCAAGCUUUUGAUUUUAGUCCUGAUCGUGUAGGAGCUCAACAGGUUAUUGGUAGUAAUAACGACUUGAGGAGUCCUUAUGAUAGGCAUGUUACGUUGAGAAAACGUAUUGGCUCUGCCUUUAGCUUGAAUGGUAAUGGAGAGCCUAUUGGUCGUGAUGUAGGUCGUAGCAGUCAUGACCAAGGUCUUCCUGUGGCGCCGAAUGCUACCUCUGAUUAUGGUAUGCCUUUGUACGGGCAGGAGAGUCCGACCUUUUCCUUCAACCCCGUUGGUUCUGGUG
Messenger RNA from Perkinsus marinus ATCC 50983, 532 nucleotides. RefSeq lists its product as hypothetical. The record is from RefSeq and is a predicted model, not a curated record. Lineage: Eukaryota; Perkinsozoa; Perkinsida; Perkinsidae. The transcript has a single exon. The annotation marks the transcript as partial.